ACCCACGUGAUGAAGUCAAGUCUCUCUCUUGGCAAUGAGUGAGGUUGUUCCUGCCCAUGAUUCUGACGAGUUUCCAGUGUCUCCAGAGCCUAUUCAAGAGAGGAAGGAAGCCAGGAGGGUCUCUAGGCCUCGUCUGAACGCUGUCCUACACGUAGCAACUGCCAUGGUACUGGCAAGGAUCGUCUUCCUGGCCCUGUCUUUAAUUUUCUCCAAUUUCAAUACUGCAGGAACAGAAGAGAUCUAUAGUCUUCCUAAUGAGCUCCCCAGUGUCUUCUCCAAUGACUCCUCCUCCUUUGUUGUGGAUGUUAAAGAUGGUUCAGUGCCCUAUAACCUGACUAGGGUUCUUGGUGGGUUUGAUGUUGUAGUGACAAUGAUGUAUGCUCGAUGGUGCUCUCAUUCUCAGUCCUUUGCUCCUCAAUUCACAUCUACAGCUCAGACCUUUAGUGACACACCAAAUGUUGCUUUUGUUGGGAUUGAUUGUUGGAGGGUCGGUGGUUUGUGUCGUCAGAACGAAGAGACUUGGCCUUACCCUCGUAUUCUUGUGUAUCACAAAUACACAAACGAAAAGAUGGAGUACUUUGGAAAGAAAUCAAAGACAGCUUUAGAGAAACAUGUUCACAGGAUCCUAUAUCCAUUUAUCUACAUCACUUCAGUCCAACAGCUUCAAGAAAUCUUAGCCAGUGAAGAGUCUUUGUUGGUUGCUCAUUUUAAUUUCUCCAUUAAACCACAACCACCUGGUUUUACUGGCUACUACAUGGCUAGCUUACUAUCAACAAGAACAAGUAGCUAUAAUGGAUUAAGGAUUGCUCCAUUGUUUGCUGUUGUGAGUGAUAAGGUCUUAGCCUCAAAGUUGAGCCUUUCUCUCCCUCCAUCAAUACAGCACCUAUCGAUACACGAACCAAAAAAAGUUAGGAUAUUUUCAGUGAUAUUAUUAGUAAUCUCUCUAGCAACAGAUGUGUGGUAUAGUAAUAUGUAAUUCUAAUAAUAGCUAAGAUUAUAUGAUACCAGGUAAUGGUAAUUUAAUAGUAAUAAAAGUCUACAUUGUAUGAUACUGUAAUAUGCUACCAAAAGAGUAUCAAAUUUCAACUUUUGCAAAACUGAUUAAAGUCAAUAGUACUCAAUUUUAAAUCAAAGUGUAGGAUUCUCCAAU
Amphimedon queenslandica is the source of this 1150-nucleotide messenger RNA. RefSeq names its product thioredoxin domain-containing protein 11-like. NCBI's taxonomy places the organism in Eukaryota, Metazoa, Porifera, Demospongiae, Haplosclerida, Niphatidae. The transcript is spliced from 6 exons. The coding region runs from base 35 to 976 and encodes 313 amino acids. The record is from RefSeq and is a predicted model, not a curated record.